AACCGCGGUGACGUGAUAUGGUUCUACGUAGACAUGGAAGGUUAUCAAAUAAGGAUAUUGGUUCCAGUGUUAUUUAAUGCCCUGGAAUCAUUCAUAUGCGUAUCCCGUGCCGGGGAGACAUUUAUAACGAUUGACAGCUUGGGAGUUUGUAAGAAUUCUCCUGUACGUGUGUUUGGAACUGGGAUUUCAAGUGCGAAGGUCGUAUCACAGAAAAGUUCCCUUUACAUGAACGGAUCGAAUUGUGAAAUGAAAUGGAAUUCAAAGCCAGGUACCCGCACGCUUUUAAUUGUGUCCUUUGCUCAGAAUGGUUCGUGUGCUGACCAGUUGGAUGUCUCACCCAGUCUUUCUUCCGAAGCAAAUACGUUUUGCGGGGCCAAUUCUACAAAUGGGACGGAUUAUGUGGUGGAUUUUCAGGGCGAUCUCACCAUGUUAUACACAACAAAAAUUGGUCGUCCAUACGGCGGCUGGGAAUUCACUGCAAUUUUGACGCCAUUCACGGAAUCGUCCGGCGGAAAGUGUUCGGAAUCGGAAUUCCUUUGUGACGACAACAGAUGUAUAGCCAGCUCCCUAGUGUGUAAUGGAGACCGCAACUGUAUAGACAGAACGGACGAAAACAAUGCAACAUGCUCAUCUGGUAGCGAUGUCACCGAAAAUACUGCUGUACUGAUGGUUAUCAUUAUGACGAUAGUAUCCGUGGCAACGGCCGUCAUCACUGCUGUCGUCUUCAAACUGAAGCGCAAGAGACCAAGAUCUACCCACUACGAAACGUCCGAGGAAGAUGUGUAACACAUGUUGAUAUUAGAUUAUUGUGUUUACAAUAUACCAACAAAAUUAUGUACAUCAGUAAUUAACAAUAAAUGAUGGAAAUCGUGGUCAAAUUAAACAAAAGGUAGGAUUUUA
Molecule: messenger RNA, 900 nt
Organism: Ostrea edulis (European flat oyster)
Lineage: Eukaryota; Metazoa; Mollusca; Bivalvia; Ostreida; Ostreidae
Product: neuropilin and tolloid-like protein 1
Exons: 5
Coding region: 34-786 (250 amino acids)
Molecular function (GO): protein binding
Source: RefSeq, a predicted model, not a curated record